Mercenaria mercenaria is the source of this 1315-nucleotide messenger RNA. RefSeq names its product alpha-2A adrenergic receptor-like. Gene Ontology annotation, molecular function: G protein-coupled peptide receptor activity. The record is from RefSeq and is a predicted model, not a curated record. The coding region runs from base 1 to 1131 and encodes 376 amino acids. The transcript has 2 exons. Lineage: Eukaryota; Metazoa; Mollusca; Bivalvia; Venerida; Veneridae. Gene Ontology annotation, biological process: neuropeptide signaling pathway. Gene Ontology annotation, cellular component: membrane.
AUGGCGAUAAACAUACCCCUGCUGACAUUUCUAUCAAUAUUGCUUUUAUGUGGGAUUGCUGGAAAUUCUUUGGUGUUUUAUAUAUUCCUAAAGACGUAUGCACUUUCUACAUUUCGUUUAUUCGUAAUAUUUCUUUCUGCAGUUGACCUAUUCGUCUGCGCUUUUGCUAUUCCACUAGAGAUGAUAACUCUUAUGUUGGACUAUAAAAAUGAUAUAGGAUGGCUUUGCAAAUUGUUUCCUUUUGUCCUGUCAUGGCCUACAAUUACAUCUGUAUCCCUGUUGCUUGUAAUUGCCACUGACAGAUAUCGGAAAGCGUGUACGCCAUUUUCAUGGCAGUUUACUCAUAAAGCAGCAAGAAAUGUUUUUAUUUCUUGUAUAUUUGUAAGCAUGGGGGCUUCUAUAUUGUCUCCAGUAAUGUUUGGUGUGCGAAAAGCUAAGCACAGUCUUUAUAAUGUAACAAUAUUUCAAUGUGAGAUAACAGAAUCAAUGAAACAAACACCACUUCCACUGAUAAAUAGCAUCAUAUUUGCUCUACUGUUUUUUGGAUCAAUGACAGGAAUUACUGUUUUAUAUAUCUGUAUAGCUGCUCGUGUUAAACAGCAACUUAAACGGAAGCAUCAAAUGGUUGGUAGACAUGUACAUAGUAGAAACGCAAUGAACAUAGGGGACGCAUCUAAAAGGGUCGCUGAAAAACAGAAAAGAAACUGCUAUGGAAUAGAUGCCGGAAGAUCUACGUGCAACAUUGCACUUGAUUCUGGCUCAAUUGAUACAUUCAGUGAAAAGAAACAAGACACAUUAGAGGAAGAUCAAAACCACAAAGAAAAAUCUCUGACCACAAAAUCCAGGUCUUCAACACAGAAAAUGGGAACCAGUAAGAACAGAACGACACUGGUUAUGUUUACGGUGUCAUCAAUGUUUUUCAUCUCGUUUGUACCAUCAACUUACUUAAACGUGACACGAGUUUUGAAGAAAGGUUUCUUAGAAUCUUUAAACGAUUCUGAAAGAUCGGUAUACAAAUUUUUCUUUCGGUUUUACCUUCUUAACAGUGUGAUCAAUCCAGUGAUAUACGGAAUAUUUGAUCCUCAUUUCAGAAAUUCUUGUAAAAGGCUUUUCUGUUGCAAACGCCCCUGAAAGAGAGGGAGAGAGGUUUCUGUGAUAAACUGAUAUAUGGAUUAUUUUAUCCAUGAUGUAGAAAUCCGUGCAUAUUCAUAUAUCAAACAUAUAUAAGUGAUAUAUUUGUUUUGAAAUAUUUAAAUGUAAUAAGCAGGUGAUAGACGGCAAUGCUGAUAAUAGAAUUUAUGUAUACUUAAUUUAC